Messenger RNA from Dipodomys ordii (Ord's kangaroo rat), 2047 nucleotides. It is a transcript of the gene Lrrc45, whose product is annotated as leucine rich repeat containing 45. Gene Ontology annotation, molecular function: protein binding. The record is from RefSeq and is a predicted model, not a curated record. Gene Ontology annotation, cellular component: centrosome. The annotation marks the transcript as partial. NCBI's taxonomy places the organism in Eukaryota, Metazoa, Chordata, Mammalia, Rodentia, Heteromyidae. The transcript has 17 exons.
CACAGCCUGACGGCCGACACGUGCGGCGCGCUGGGCGCGCUGCUGCCCGGCCAGACCGUGUGCACCGAGCUGGUCCUCAGCGACUGCAUGCUGAGCGAGGAAGGGGCCGUCCUGCUGUUCCAAGGGCUCUGUGCUAACUCUGUGGUGCAGGUUCUGGAUCUGAAGGGCAAUAACCUUCGAGCUGCAGGGGCCGAGGCUCUGGGGAAACUCCUCCGUCAGAACCAGUCCAUCCAGAGCCUCACCCUGGAAUGGAACAGCCUGGGCACGGGGGAAGAUGCCUUCGCCAUCUUCUGUGGGGGCCUGGCCGCCAACAGUGCCCUACGGCAGCUUGACCUCCGCAACAACCAGAUCAGUCACAGGGGGGCGGAGGAGCUAGCCCUGGCCCUGAGGGGCAACACCACCCUCCAGCAGUUAGACCUGCGCUGGAAUAACAUCGGCCUCCUGGGGGGCCGGGCCCUGGUGAGCUGUCUCCCCAGCAACAGAGCCCUGUGCCGCCUGGACCUGGCUGGGAACAACAUCCCCGGAGACGUUCUGAGAGCCGUGGAGCAAGCCAUGGACCACAACCAGGACCGGCGCACGGCCUUCCAGGAGAAUACGGCCCGCACCCACGUCCUCAGCAAGGAAGUCCAGCACCUCCAGGAGGAGAAGUCCAGGCAGUAUCUCAGCUUGAUGGAGACGAUUGAUAAGCAGAGGGAAGAGAUGGCCAAGAGCAGCCGGGCGGCAGCCGCACGUGUGGGGCAGCUUCAGGAGGCGCUGAGCGAGAGGCUCUCCAUCGUCAACUCCCUAAAGGCCAAGCUGCAGAUGACCGAGGCGGCCUUGGCUCUGUCGGAGCAGAAGGUCCAGGACCUGGGAGAGCGGCUGGCCGCCUCGGAGCAGGCGCAGCAGGGCCUGUCGCAGAAGCAGGAGAAGGCGCACAGGCUGGAGCAGCAGGAAGCUGCAGAGCGUGAGUCUAAGCUCCUCAGAGACUUGUCUGCUGCCAACGAAAAGAACCUGAUGCUCCGAAACCAGGUGGAUGGGUUGGAGCGAAAGGUGAAGUCUCAGCAGGAGCAGCUGUUUCUGACCAGGCAGGAGCUAACCAACACUUCAGCCGAGCUGAAGAUGCGCGCCAUCCAGGCUGAGGAGCGCCUUGACAUGGAGAAGAGAAGAGCCAAACAGAGCCUGGAGGACUUGGAGAAACUGCAUGCCAAGGAGGUAGAUCACAUGACUCGCCACCUGGAAGAGAGUGAGAGAACCAUGCAGGAGAGGGUGCAGAGGCUGGAGGCUCUGCGGCUGUCUCUGGAGGAGGAGCUGAGCCAAGCAAAGGCAGCGGUGGUCAGCGAGCGCAGCCAGGCAGAGGAGGAGCUCAUCAAGGCCCGGAGCCAGGCCCGCCUGGAGGAGCAACAGAACCUGGCACACCUGGAGGAGAAGAUGCGGCUGCUGGCGCAGGCCAGGGAUGAGGCCCAGAGCGCCUGCCUGCAGCAGAAGCAGGCUGUGGCCGAGGCGCAGGCCCGGGCCGGCCAGCUCAGCCUGCAGGCCGAGGGGCAGCGGCGGCGCCUGGAGGAGCUGCAGCAGGAGUUGAACAACAAGGACCAGGAGAAAGUGGCAGAGGUGACCAGGGUGCGGGUGGAGCUGCAGGAGCAGAUGGGCCGCCUGCAGGCUGACCUGGUGGCCCAGGAGGUGCUGAGGGAGAAGGUGAUGGCCUUGGAGCGCCAGCUGAAAGCGAUCUCCAGUGAGCACCGGGCGGCGCUGCUGGACCGAGAGAGUGAGAAUGCCUCCCUCCGGGAGAAGCUCCGGCUCAAGGAGGCGGAGAUCAUGCGCAUUCGGGAAGAGGAGGCCCAGAGGGCGAGCUUCCUGCAAAAUGCAGUCCUGGCCUAUGUGCAGGGGUCCCCCCUGAGAGCCUUGAGCCCCCCAAAAUGAACAGGGGUCAGGGGGCCCGGACAGGCCUCACACAGGGCAGUGCCUGGGCGGCUGGCCGCCCCACCAGGAGGACACUGCCCUCAGGAAGGGCUUCAUCUGCCCAGAACACAGGCCCGUGCAGCGGCAAAUACAGAACUUAGGCCCUCAGUGA